UUACGUCACGUGACGUACCCGGAAAUGGAGCCACGUCGUCAAAUGGGAGUGUCCUUUAUAUUACUUUUGAUUACUGUCAAUGGGAGCGUCUCUACUACAAGAUAAAGGAAGUUCUGCACACUUUGCCCUGCUGUACAUAUUAAAUAAAUAAAAUACAUGAUGGCUCAGUUUGAGGAGGUGUCAAAGCAGUCCAGUCUCCAUCCAAAGCCUGCAGGUUUGGUUUUACAGUAUGGAACCGCCGGCUUCAGAACCAAUUCUAAACACUUGGACCACAUAAUGUUUCGAAUGGGCUUGCUGGCUGUGCUGCGGUCCAAGAAAACUAAAGCUACCAUUGGAAUCAUGGUUACUGCGUCACACAACCCCGAGGAGGACAAUGGGGUGAAGCUGGUUGACCCCAUGGGGGAAAUGUUGGCUGCAGCAUGGGAGAGCUACGCCACCAUGCUAGCUAAUGCUGAACAAGAAGAGUUGAUCUCCGCCUUGAAUGAGAUUAUAGAAAAAGAAGAGAUUGACAAGAGCCAGGAGGCUUCUGUGUUUGUUGGAAAGGACACCAGGAGCAGCAGUGCCAGUCUUUCACAAGCAGUUUUGGAUGGAGUUCAUGCUCUUGGUGGUCACAGUAAAGAUUAUGGCUUGGUAACAACCCCGCAGCUGCACUACAUGGUCUGCUGCAAAAACACACAGGGGAAAUACGGAGAUGCUACAGUGGAAGGAUACUACAAAAAACUCUGCCAAGCCUUCACUCAGCUUAUUGGGAAUGCAUCCAACCGCACAGACGAUCAGAAGCACCUCUGUGUAGAUGGUGCUAAUGGUAUCGGGGCUUUGAAGCUGCGCGAGAUGAUGACUCAUCUCAACAAAGGCCUCCAAGUGACCAUUUUCAACGACGGCAGCAAAGGAAAGCUAAACCACCAGUGCGGAGCAGACUUUGUUAAAGUGCAGCAAAAACCUCCCACAGGCAUUCAGGUUAACCCUGGAGAUCGCUGCUGCUCCUUUGACGGUGAUGCUGACCGGAUCGUUUAUUACUUCACUGAUUCCCAGCAAGUGUUUCACCUUCUGGACGGAGACAAGAUUGCGACUCUAAUCAGCACUUUUCUGAAAGAGCUGCUCAUUCAGGCAGGUUUGAACUUGAGGAUUGCGGUGGUGCAAACUGCCUAUGCAAAUGGGAGCUCAACACACUACCUGGAGAACACCAUGAACGUAACGGUAAGAUGCACUAAGACAGGAGUGAAGCAUCUUCAUCACGCAGCUCUGGAGUUUGACGUUGGCGUUUACUUUGAGGCAAAUGGCCACGGAACUGUGCUGUUCAGCAAGGCAGCCGAGGACCAAAUCCAGCAGCUGGCUCAGGACAGCAGCAGCAUCGAUGACGAGAGGAAGAGAGCCGCUCUCAUGCUGCAGAGUACCGUCAACGUCAUCAACCAGACAGUUGGAGAUGCUCUUUCUGACAUGCUGCUGAUUGAGGCCAUUCUAGCCAUCAAAGGGAUGACGGUGGAGCAGUGGGACAGGAUCUACACGGAUCUGCCAAACAGGCAACUCAAAGUCAAGGUGUCUGACCGCCGGGUAAUAGACACCACAGACGCUGAGAGAAGGGCGGUGAGCCCAGCAGGCCUGCAGGACGCCAUCGACGGCCUGGUGAAGAACUACAGAAACGCUCGCUCUUUUGUCAGGCCGUCUGGGACGGAGGAUGUGGUGAGAGUCUACGCAGAGGCGGACACGCAGGAGAGUGCCGACGCUCUGGCUCAUGACGUCAGCCUUGCAGUUUAUCGCCGUGCGGGCGGGGUGGGCGAGGAACCCAAACCACUUCAUUCACAAACUUAAAGAUUCAGUCUUUUGAAAUAACAGUGCUGGUAAGAAUCUAAAAGUGCACAUUCUUGUUUUCUGGGAACUACGUAAUUACUUUAAAAUAUUUAUUUGCACUUAAAGCUCUAACUGUGAUUAUGAGGGAUUAUGUUUGAUUUAAUGUGGCAGAAAUGAAUAUUCUGACUUAUAAUGUCAGCUAUUCUUUAGGGUAACAAUGAACUGUGUUUUCUUAAACUGUAUUGUUUUUCUAAAUCAACCCAUUACUGUAAGCCUUUUUUUCUAAGAUGAUGAUGAUGAAAAAAAAUGGUACAAAUUUUAGAAAUAAAAU
This is a messenger RNA of Oryzias melastigma (Indian medaka), 2119 nucleotides long. It is a transcript of the gene pgm3, whose product is annotated as phosphoglucomutase 3. The record is from RefSeq and is a predicted model, not a curated record. The transcript has 13 exons. Lineage: Eukaryota; Metazoa; Chordata; Actinopteri; Beloniformes; Adrianichthyidae. Bases 157 to 1809 code for a protein of 550 amino acids. Gene Ontology annotation, molecular function: phosphoacetylglucosamine mutase activity; magnesium ion binding. Gene Ontology annotation, biological process: carbohydrate metabolic process; UDP-N-acetylglucosamine biosynthetic process; hemopoiesis.